Molecule: messenger RNA, 1794 nt
Organism: Penicillium lagena
Lineage: Eukaryota; Fungi; Ascomycota; Eurotiomycetes; Eurotiales; Aspergillaceae
Product: S53 family peptidase
Exons: 1
Coding region: 1-1794 (597 amino acids)
Biological process (GO): proteolysis
Molecular function (GO): tripeptidyl-peptidase activity; serine-type endopeptidase activity
Source: RefSeq, a predicted model, not a curated record
AUGCCUUCCGCAAUCAAGACUGGGCUGCUCUGCUCUCUAGCUGCUCCUGCCCUGGGCGCGGUCUGGGAGAAAGCGACUCAAGCAACCCGCAACAACUGGGUGCAUGUUGGAGCUCCCAAGGCCGAUGAGCCUAUCCAGCUGUCAAUUGCCUUGAACCGUCAGAAUCUCGACCAGAUCGACUCCAAACUGGCUCAAUUGGCGACUCCUGGCAAUGCUAAGUACGGCGAAUGGAUGGCCAACAGCGAUAUCGAGCGGGAGUUUCCCGUCGUGGACGAUGCCAAGGUCGUGCAGUGGCUGAAGAAUGCUGGUGUCAAGACGAUCAAGCGCGAGGGUGGUCUGCUCAGCUUUGCUGCACCUCUCCAGACCGUCAACAAGCUGCUCGACACUGAGUUUGCCUACUACCAGCAGAAGGGCAGUGUGCAACUGCGCACCACCCAGUACUCCAUCCCCGACGACCUGAGCAAUGACAUUGAUCUGAUCACGCCUACGGUCUUCUUUGGCAAUGACAACAAUGAUCUUCAGAAGACCAAGACGGUCACGACGGCGAGUGUGAAGUCGGACCUCAAGGCCUCUAACACGAAAGUCUCGCCGGCUUGUGAGACGUCCAUCACCCCUUCGUGUCUGAAGGAGAUGUACAACGUGGGCGACUACGUUCCGGAGCCCUCUGCUGGCAGCCGUAUCGGCUUCGGCAGUUUCCUGAACCAGACCGCCUCGAUCUCCGACCUGAUCCAGUACGAAAAGCUCUUCGACAUCCCCAGCCAGAGCUUCACUGUCAAGACCCUCAACGGAGGUGUCGACAAUCAGACUGCCCCCAUAAGUGAUGUGACUGAGUCCAAUCUGGACGUGCAGCUCAUCGUGGCCGUCUCGCACCCCUUGCCCGUUCAUGAGUUUAUCACGGGUGGAGUCGCUCCUUUUCUUCCGGAUGCCGACGAGCCCAGUGCCUCCGAGGACCAAAAUGAGCCGUACAUGUACUACUAUGAGUACCUGCUCUCGCAGGAUCCCUCUAAGCUGCCUCAGGUCAUCUCCAACUCCUACGGCGACGACGAGCAGACCGUGCCCGAGAAGUUCGCGAAGCGCGUCUGCAAUCUGAUCGGUCUGAACACCCUUCGUGGAAUCACUAUCAUCCACUCUUCCGGUGACGAGGGUGUUGGCUCUGCCUGCCAGGCCCAAGACGGCAUCACCCCCCAGUUCAACCCCAUCUUCCCGGCCACCUGCCCUUACGUCACUGCUGUCGGCGGUACCUCCGACGUCGCGCCCGAGGUUGCCUGGAAUGCCAGUUCGGGCGGUUUCUCUAGCUACUUCGAGCAGGCCUGGUAUCAGAAGAACUCUGUCAACACCUACCUGUCCAACCUCGACUCGAAGGUCAAGAAGUACUACUCGAACUUUGCCAACUUCAAGGGCCGUGGCUUCCCUGACGUGUCUUCACACAGUCUGUACCCUGAUUUCGAAGUGAUCUACGGUGGCGAGAAGGCUGCCUCUGGCGGCACCUCCGCCGCUGCACCCACCUUCGCUGGCAUUGUCGGCCUGCUCAACGAUGCCCGUCUGCGUGCUGGAAAGCCUGCUCUGGGAUUCCUGAACCCCUGGCUGUACUCUGAGGGAUUCAAGGCCCUGAACGACAUCACCGCCGGCGGCUCUUACGGAUGCGGAGGCAUCGAUCCUCAAAGCAAUGACUACGUCAACGGCUCCCUGAUCAUUCCCUACGCUCACUGGAACGCGACUGAGGGCUGGGAUCCCGUCACUGGACUGGGCACGCCCAACUUCCAGAAGCUGAAGAAGCUUGUGCUGUCUCUCUAA